CCCGAUCUCCCGGUGGCGGCAGCUGAGCGGGGAGAGAGCGCGCUGGGCGCGGCCGACCCGUGCUGCCCGGCGGAGCUCAAGAGCCCCGAGGUCAUGGUCUGUGCUGUGACGCGGGGUGCCUGAGCCCCGGGACGCGAGCUCCGGAGGCAGCUGGCGCGGGCGCUCCCCAGAGGCCGACGGAAGUUGUGUUCCUGGUGAUGCUGUGCUGCGUGUGGUUCCCAGCUUAAAGGGAGGAGGCCUUUGGCAGUUCGCGGCUGAGCAGCAAGCAGUGCUUUGAAGAAGUGAUUUAGGUGAGCGCUGUGGGCUAUGGGAUGGAUGAGGUGGAGCAGGACCAGCACGAGGCCCGACUCAAGGAGCUGUUUGACAGUUUUGACACCCUGGGAACUGGGUCUCUGGGUCAAGAGGAGCUCACCGACCUCUGCCAUGUCCUGAGCUUGGAGGAUGUGGCCCCGGUGCUGCAACAGACGCUACUUCAGGACAACCUCGUGGGCAGGGUACAUUUUGACCAAUUUAAAGAAGCGUUAAUACUUAUCUUGUCUAGAACCCUGUCCGGUGAAGAGCACUUUCAGGAGUCAGACUGCUCACUAGAGGCUCAGCCCAAAUAUGUUAGAGGUGGCAAGCGUUAUGGACGAAGAUCUCUACCCGAGUUUCAAGAAUCUGUGGAAGAGUUCGCAGAGGUGACAGUGCUCGAGCCACUAGAUGAAGAAGCAAAGCCGUCACACCUCCCAGCUGGUGACGGCAGUGAGCACUGGAAGACACAGCACAGUGAGGAGUAUGAAGCUGAAGGUCAGCUAAGGUUUUGGAACCCGGAUGACCUGAAUGCUUCACACAGUGGGUCUUGCCCUCCCCAAGACUGGAUAGAAGAGAAACUGCAAGAGGUUUGCGAAGAUCUGGGGAUCGCUCGAGAUGGUCACCUGAACCGGAAGAAGCUGGUUUCCAUCUGCGAACAGUACGGACUACAGAACGUGGAUGGAGCGACACUGGAGGAAGUCUUUCUCAGUCUGGAUCCCGAUGGUACAAUGAGCGUCGAAGACUUUUUCUAUAGUCUGUUUAAAACUGGGAAGUCCCUCACAACAUCGGCAUCUACUCCCUACAGACAACUAAAGCGGCAUCUCUCUAUGCAGUCUUUUGAUGAAAGUGGACGGAGGACCACCACCUCGGCAGCCAUGACAAGUACCAUCGGCUUCCGGGUCUUCUCCUGCUUGGAUGACGGGAUGGGCCAUGCAUCUGUGGAGAGGAUCCUGGACACCUGGCAGGAAGAAGGCAUUGAGAACAGCCAAGAGAUCCUGAAGGCCUUGGAUUUCAGCCUGGAUGGAAAUGUCAACCUGACGGAACUGACGCUGGCUCUUGAGAAUGAACUCUUGGUUACCAAGAACGGCAUUCACCAGGCAGCUCUGGCCAGCUUCAAGGCUGAGAUCCGGCAUUUGUUGGAACGAGUUGACCAAGUGGUCAGAGAGAAAGAGAAGCUACGGUCGGACCUGGACAAGGCAGAAAAGCUGAAGUCUCUGAUGGCUUCAGAGGUCGACGAUCACCAUGCGGCCAUUGAGCGGAGGAAUGAGUACAACCUCAGGAAGCUGGAUGAGGAAUACAAGGAGCGUAUAACAGCCUUGAAAAACGAACUCCGCCAAGAGAGGGAGCAGAUCCUGCAGCAGAUGGGCAAGCAGCGGGUGGAGCUCGAGCGGGAAAUUGAAAAGGCCAAAACGGAAGAGAACUACGUCCGGGACCGCCUUGCCCUCUCCUUGAAGGAAAACAGUCGCCUGGAAAACGAGCUUACGGAAAACGCGGAGAAGCUGGCAGAGUAUGAGGCCCUGACCAACAGACUUCAGCACAAUCUGGAAAAUGUGUUGGCAGAAAAGUUUGGUGACCUCGAUCCCAGCAGUGCUGAAUUCUUUCUUCAAGAGGAGAGGUUGGCGCAGAUGCGAAAUGAGUAUGAGCAACAGUGCAGGCUUUUACAAGACCAAGUAGAUGAACUUCAUUCAGAGCUAGAAGAAUAUCGUUCACAAGGCAAAAUCUUCAGGCUCCCCUUGAAGAACUCGCUGUCAGAAGAACUUGACCUUAACAGUGGUGGCAUUGAACCCGACCAAGGGCUCGGUUCUGAAGAAUGCAAUCCCCUGAAUAUGAGCAUUGAAACAGAGCUGGUCAUCGAGCAGAUGAAAGAACAGCAUCACAGGGACCUGUGCCACCUCAGGCUGGAGCUGGAAGAGAAGGUGCGCCAUUAUGAGAGGCAGCUGGAUGAAACCAGGGUGACCUGUGAAAAGGAGCAGGCGGCCAUGAAGCAACAAUACGAGCAUGGAAUACACACCUUGGAGACCCAGAUAAGUGACCUCCGAGGUGAGAUUGCAGAUCUCCAAGGGCAGGCAGUGGUGCUGAAGGAGGCCCGCCACGAGGCCAGCUGCCGGCACGAAGAGGAAAAGAAGCAGAUGCAACUGGCCUUUGAGGAGGAGAAGACUCAGCUUCAGGAGGAGCUGCGGCUGGAGCGCGAGCGGGAGCUCGAGGCCAGGCUGCAGCAGGCAGAGGAAAGCUUUCAGCGGGAGAGAGAGGAGCUCGCUCAGGGGGCUGCCUGGGCCCAAGAGAAGGUGAGGGACUUGACUCAAAACCUGGAGCAGUCUUACCAGGAGCAGCUGAUGGGCCUGGUGGAGAAGCACGCGCUAGAGAAAGAGGAGCUGAGGAAAGAGCUCUUGGAACGCCACCAAAGGGAACUUCAAGAGGAAAGGGAAACAAUGGAGACAGAGUGUACUAGAAGAGUCUCUCAGAUAGAAGCCAAGUCUCAGGCUGACUGUGAGGAAGUCACUGAGCGCUGUGAACAAAGUCUGCAAAGCCUGGAGGGGCACUACCGCCAAGAGCUGAAGGACCUCCUGGACCAGCACCUGGAGGAGAGAGCCCAGUGGGAGUUUGAAAAGGAUGAGCUCACUCAGGAGUGCACGGAUGCCCAGGAGCAGCUGAAGGAGGCGCUCCAGAGGGAGAAGGCAAGCUCUGUCAUCCUGACCCAGGAGCGAGAGAUGAUGGAGAAGACAUACAAGGAACGCUGGACCAGCCUGAGCAUGGAAAGAGAUCGGCUGCUACAAGACCUGGAAGACCUACGGAACACUUCUGAGAGCCAGCACCGCCUCUUGUCUGACCAGAUACUUGAAUUAAAGAGAAGUCAGGAGAGAGAGCUGAGGGAGCGGGAGCUCUGCCAGACAGGGUCCUUUGAGCAGCUGGCCAGCCAGCAGCUUGAAAGGCUACAGGUAGAACGAGAGCAAGAGAGGCAGGAAAUGCUAGGCAAGCUUGCGGCCCUGGAGAGCGCCCACAGAGCGAGCCGUGAGAGAGCAGAUCUAGAGAAGGCAGAGCUGAGUGCAGAAAUCCACAGGCUUCAAAAUACAGUCAAGGACAUGCAACAGGCGACGGCUCCCCUCUCGGUGUUUCAGGGUGCUCAUUCCCUGAUAAUGGCAGGGGAGGAGGCAGAAGGAAAUGGGGACAUGUCCCUGCUCCAGCAAGGCGAGCAGCUGUUGGAAGAAAAUGGAGACGUCCUCCUUAGCCUGCAGAGAGCCCAUGAGCGCGCAGUGAAAGAGAAUGCAAAAAUGGCUACUGAAAUUUCCCGAUUGCAACAGAGGCUGAAAAAGCUGGAGCCAGGGUCAGUGAUGUCGUCCUGCUUGGAGGAGCAAAUGGCUGAGACCUCUGGAAGUUCCAGGGAGCAGGCAGAGCCAUUUUUAUCACAAAUUAAGCAAGGAGAAAGUGUAGCCGCUAAGCACAUUCUCAGUGACCUAAGAGAGCGCGAGGCCCAGGACUUGGGAAGUACGGGGACAAGCUCUGUACGGAGGCAGGAGGGCAAAAGCGAGGAGUCGGAAACUUCCCUGGAGUGCCUGUCUGAGCUUGGAAACAGUGAAGAUACCAGGACGGAAUCCUGGGACCUGAAGAGCCAGAUCGUUCAGCUGCAGGACCAGCUAACGGUCUUGCGUGCAGACUGCGAUCGGGCUUCGGAAAGGAAACAGGACCUGCUCUUUGAUAUCUCCGUGUUGAAGAAGAAACUAAAGAUGCUCGAGAGACUCCCCGAGGCAUCUUCCAGAUAUAAGUUGUUAUAUGAAGAUGCCACUAGAGAGAACGCCUGCCUCCAGGAGGAGUUGAGACUCAUGGAGACACGCUACGAUGAGUCGCUGGACAGCAACAAAGAGCUCACUACUGAAGUCUUCAGGCUGCAGGAGGAGAUGAGGAAAAUGGAGGAGGUGGUGAAAACGUUCCUUAGCCUGGAGAAGAGCUACGAUGAGGUCAAAAUGGAAAAUGAGGAGCUCAGUGCUCUUGUGUUGAGACUUCAAGGGAAGAUGGAGAAGUUGCUGGAAGGAGCCCCUCUGCACUAUGACAGCUACCCCUUGUGGGACACCCCUUCAGAAAACCUGGAGGUCAUCUCUGAUGAAAAUGUGCUUGACCUCCAUCCGACCCCAGAAGCGCGUACACCCAAGGUCACGAGCAUGCACGUCAUAGAAGAGCGCAGAGAAGAAACCAAAUGCUGUGAGCAGGGAAGCACGCGACUCCUGGCUCGAAUAAAAGCGCACGAGGUUGCCUGGUUCCACGGGACAACUCAGACCCAUCACGAGAAGCUCAGUGUGCAGAAUCAAGUCACCCUGGAGGAGAGGACUGCUCUCCCAGGUCUCCAAGACACACAGUUUCAUCAGGUCACAAUCGCAGAACUAGGACUGGAGAAGCAAAAGCUACAGGAGCUGACUAGAAAGUUGAGGGAGCGAGUCAGUACAUUAAUUAAGCAAAAAGACGCGCCUUCUCAAGGAGAGAAGGAAGAGGAGCUGAAGGCAAUGAUGCAUGACUUGCAGGUCACGUGCAGUGAGAUGCAGCGGAAAGUUGAGCUUCUGAGAUAUGAGUCUGAAAAGCUACAGGAGGAAAAUUCUAUUUUGAGAAACGAGAUUACUACUUUAAAUGAAGAAGACACCAUCUCUAACGAGAAAUCAGAUGCAUUCAAUGGAUCUCAGGAGGAGCUGUGGCAGAAAAUAGAAACUGUAGAACAGGAAAAAGCUUCGAUUCAGAAGAUGGUAGAAAAAUUAAAGAAACAGGUUUCAGAUUUAAAAAUCAAAAACCAACAGUUGGAUUCAGAAAAUGCAGAACUCAGCCAAAAGAACUCCCAAAACAAGGAAGAGCUGCAGAACCUCAAUCAACGCCUGGCAGAGAUGCUAUGCCAGAAGGAGGGGUCGGGAGCUUGCUCCUCGGAGAGAUGGGAACAAGAAAACGCGGCUCUGAGAGAAGAGCUGGACCACUACAAAGUGCAGACUUCCACUUUAGUGGCUUCUCUGGAGGCAGAGCUUUCUGAAGUUAAACUGCAGACUCACAUUGUGGAACAGGAAAACCUUCUUCUCAAAGAUGAACUGGAGCAACUGAAGCAGCAGCACAGAUGUCCUGACCUCUCUGACUUGCAGCAAAAAAUGGCUAGCGUUCUAAGCUACAACGAAAAGCUGCUGAAGGAGAAAGAAGUUCUAAGCGAGGAAUUAAACAGCUGCACUGAUAAGUUGGCAAAGUCAAGCCUUUUGGAGCACAGAAUCGCUACAAUGAAGCAGGAACAGAAGUCCUGGGAGCGGCAGAGUGAAUCCUUGAAGUCACAGCUGGUGACCUCCCAGGAAAAGGUUCAGAAUUUAGAAGAGAUCCUGCAGAAUGUAAACCUUCAGAUGUCCCAGAUUAAAUCAGACCUCCAAGUGACUCAGCAGGAGAAGGAGGCUCUGAAGCAAGAAGUGAUGUCUUUACGCACACAACUUCAGAAUGCUUGUGACAAGGACUGGGUCUCAGAAACAGCCACCCAUGACCAGCAGCAAAGGCUGUCCUGGGACAAGCUGGAUCACCUGAUGAAUGAAGAACCACAGCUGCUUUGUCAAGAGAGCAAGAGACUCCAGACAGCGGUGCAGAACACCAAAGCGGACCUCACGCACUCCCGGGAGAAGGUUCGCCAACUGGAAUCCAACCUUCUUCCCAGCAAACCUCAGAAACAACUCCACCAGUCAUGUACUGUGAAACCCAUAGAACAAGAAAAGUUGACGUUAAAGAGAGAGUGUGAACAGUCUCAGAAAGAACAAUCUCCUACUAGUAAGAAGGUCAGUCAGAUGAGUUCUCUUGAGCGAGAAUUAGAAACAAUCCACUUGGAAAACGAGGGUCUGAAGAAGAAACAGGUGAGACUGGACGAGAAGCUAAUGGAGAUGCAGCCCCUGAAGUCCACUGUGACGCUUAGCCCAUCCUCUCACUGGGAUCUGCAGCUGCUCCAGCAGCAAGCCUGUCCGAUGGUGCCCAGGGAGCAGUUUCUGCAGCUUCAACAGCAGCUGCUGCAGGCAGAAAGGAGAAGCCAGCACCUGCAGGAGGAGCUUGACAAUAGGACCUUGGAAACCAACACACCGCAGGGAAGCCAGGAGCACCUGGUCAAUCUCAUGGAGGAACGAAUGAUAGAAGUGGAACAGAAGCUGAAGCUGGUCAAAAGGCUUCUUCAGGAGAAAGUGAAUCAGCUCAAAGAACAGCUCUGCAGGAACACGAAAGCAGAUGCCAUGGUGAAGGACUUGUAUGUUGAAAAUGCCCAGCUGUUGAAAGCUCUGGAAAUGACUGAGCAGCGGCAGAAAACAGCAGAGAAGAAGAAUUACCUCCUAGAGGAGAAGAUCGCCAGCCUCAGUACCAUUGUCAGGAACCUGGCACCUGCGCCCCUGGCUUCUACGCCUCCUUUGAGGUCAUAGCCGUACCAAAGGAUGCACCUGCGUUUGUGUACUGUCCUGACAUCCUUGGAACACUUCAAUCCGUUCUCUGAACCCUCUAAGAACUUUCAAUGGCUUCUUGUCGAGCCUACCCAAAGUCUGCUCUGCCAGCAAUGGAAUCUGAGUCUCCGAAUGAAUGCUUAGAGGAAUUCCAUAAAUGACAUAUUUCACUAUUUAAAUUACCCAUGAGCAUUAAACUUUUAAAGUAUGCUCUGGAUAGCUACCAAGAAUGAAAAUAAUUUAAGUACUUAAAAUGCCAGUUUUUAAUGGGUUUUUAAUUGCUAUUAGCUGUAUAUACAACCCAGAUUCCCUUUAAGUUUGAGAUCUAGCUAGAGUGGUUAUUAUAUUAUUAUAAUCUUUAUUUUUGGAAACAUUUAAGUACUGUAAUCAUUAUGCUUAUACUAGUUUUGUUUCUUUGAAUUAAUUGGUUGACUGCAGUUCUGCUCAAAGAAGGCUUGGCCAGUAGCUAGACACUGAGGUCAGAAAAGCCCCAGUUUUGUAAGAUUCUGGCUUCUGGUGCCUGUUCUUACUACUCCUGCUAUGUAAUAGAUUCAGAACCGACUUGCUCAACUGUACUCUAUACUGAGGAUAAAGUCUUACUUUAUUUAUUAGCCCUUUCUCCUCCUCUUAAAGCUUUUUGUUUGGGACCUUGUGUUCUAAAAAAUGGAUAAAACUGCAUUUUAAAAAUAUUUGAACUAUGGGAAGAUCACCAAACAGCCCUCUUUGGAGUAAAGCACCACUCUUGGAAGAAGAUUACCUGGAAUGUGACGGGCGUGGUUUCCUCUCUCCCAAGCCUUGGAGUUCAUGGACAGAACUUUUGAGUUUGCAUCAAGAGCUCAGGGAACAAUUUCUAAGCUGUCUUCCUGAACUUCUUACUGCCCAGCCUCUCUAAGAAUUGGAGUUGUAUAAACCUAAA
Molecule: messenger RNA, 7623 nt
Organism: Arvicola amphibius (Eurasian water vole)
Lineage: Eukaryota; Metazoa; Chordata; Mammalia; Rodentia; Cricetidae
Gene: Nin
Product: ninein
Exons: 32
Coding region: 312-6689 (2125 amino acids)
Biological process (GO): microtubule anchoring at centrosome; centrosome-templated microtubule nucleation; centrosome localization
Cellular component (GO): centriole; centrosome; ciliary transition fiber
Molecular function (GO): calcium ion binding
Source: RefSeq, a predicted model, not a curated record